Penicillium brevicompactum is the source of this 2682-nucleotide messenger RNA. Its product is annotated as mitochondrial elongation factor MEF2. Gene Ontology annotation, biological process: ribosome disassembly; mitochondrial translation. Bases 1 to 2682 code for a protein of 893 amino acids. Gene Ontology annotation, molecular function: GTPase activity; GTP binding. The record is from RefSeq and is a predicted model, not a curated record. Gene Ontology annotation, cellular component: mitochondrion. Lineage: Eukaryota; Fungi; Ascomycota; Eurotiomycetes; Eurotiales; Aspergillaceae. The transcript has a single exon.
AUGAUAUGUUCUUCACCCAAAGGCUCUCAGUCCAACUACAAACACCUACAGCGAUUUUCUACCUCGGCAGCAUGUCAGAGCGAAGCGCUGGACAGAACCCGAAACAUUGGUAUCAUCGCUCAUAUCGAUGCCGGCAAGACCACUACUACAGAGCGCAUGUUGUUCUACAGUGGCUUCACGCGGCGCAUUGGUGAUGUCGAUGAAGGCUCCACAGUCACUGACUUCCUUCCUGCUGAGCGUGCACGCGGAAUCACCAUUCAAUCUGCUGCCAUCACAUUCCACUGGCCUCCUGGAGAGGUAGAUGGAAAGCCAAUUCCGCCGGCAGGACAGCAGGAUGGGCCAAUUCGGCGCUCUUCUUACCCACACACUAUCAAUUUGAUUGAUACACCCGGUCACGCGGACUUUACCUUUGAGGUCAUGCGAUCUCUGCGUAUCCUCGACGGUGCUGUUUGCAUUCUGGAUGGUGUUGCUGGAGUUGAGGCACAAACAGAAAAGGUCUGGAACCAGGCCAGUACAUAUAAGAUUCCCAGAGUUAUCUUUGUGAACAAGCUGGACCGUGAUGGAGCUGCAUUCGGUCGGACAGUACGAGAAGUGAGCUCUCGCUUGGGUGUUUACCCAGCCGUUUGUCAGAUUCCUUGGUUCGCAGGGGGAGAUGGCGGCUUCAUUGGCGUGGCAGAUGCAGUCCAUCUCCAAGGGCUGCGAUGGAAGGAAGGCGAGGACGGCCGUACUGUGAAAAUGCUCGAUCUUCAACAAUUGGACGCGGAAGAACCGGCUUUAGCGCAAGAGUUGCGAAAGGCUCGUAUCGCGUUAGUGGAGUUGCUCAGUGAGCAUGACGAGGAGAUUGUCGAAAAGUUCUUCGAAUGCGAAGAAGAUCAUCUGGCUGUUUCAUCGGCUGAUCUCAUACAGAGUCUACGUCGUUGCGUGUUAGACCAGAGCAGCCGAAUUAUUCCUCUGUUUGCAGGUGCCAGUUUCCGGAACAUGGGUGUGCAACCUUUGUUGGACUCGAUUGUGGAUCUUCUUCCUAGUCCACCCGAGGCCCCAGAUCCAGAGGUGAGCAUUGGUGGUGUAAAGGGAGGGCUUCGAGGCCUAUUGUCUGGAGACUUGAUCGUUCAACAACAAAGUGAGAAGGCUGCCGUUUCACACAAAGGAAAACAGCAUAAGAAGAAGUCUGCAUCCUCACAAAGCUCCUCCAACGAUGCUAUCAGCAAGCUACAAAGUUGCGCACUAGCAUUCAAAGUCGUCAACGACGCAAAGAGAGGAGUUCUGGUCUACGUUCGUGUAUACUCAGGCUCAUUGGAUCGCAACAGUCUGCUGUACAAUACCAACCUCAGUCUCUCUGAGCGUGCACCACGUCUACUGAAAAUGUAUGCCAAUGACGCUGUGGAGGUAGACUCGAUUCCAGCCGGUCACAUCGGAGUUGUGGUCGGACUCAAGCAGACCAGAACUGGAGAUACCCUCGUCUCCUACGCAGGCAACAAAGCUACACCCCCGGAGCCACUUACCAGUCUCCAGCUUCGGCCAAUCGCUGUACCUCCGCCGGUAUUCUUUACCAGCGUGGAACCACACAGCCUGAGUGAAGAAAAGCGUAUGCACGAGUGCCUGGCGCUUCUCCUCCGCGAAGACCCCAGUCUUCACGUCAACGUUGAUGAAGAGUCAGGCCAAACCCUCCUGAGCGGAAUGGGUGAGCUGCACCUUGAAAUCGCCCGCGACCGACUCAUCAACGAUCUCAAGGCCAAGGCGACCAUGGGACGCAUUGAGAUCGGCUACCGUGAAUCUGCCCUCGGCGUCUCAAACCCAGUUACCAAGAUCUUCGACAAGGAGAUCGCCGGUCGCAAAGGAAAAGCAGGCUGCACAGCAGUUGCAGAACAACUAGACGAGAACGCUGAGGCCCCGCAAAUGGACCAAGACACCCUUCUCGUUGAAUCCUACGACGGAAACCAGAUCGUCGUUCGCGCUCCGGGCCUACAGGUCGACCGAUCUUCCCGCGGCGAGGAAGAAAGCAGCCCGCUUCUCCCACCGGGCAUGGAUCUAGUCCAGUUCCGCACCGCUCUGCAAAACGGAGCCGUGGCAGCUCUCGCUCGCGGUCCGCAAUUUACUUUCCCAAUGCACAACACCCGCAUCACAUUGACCGUCGAUCCAGCGACAGACCUGUUCGGAAACGAAACAUCCACCUCGGCAUUGACAUCUGCAGCUCGGCAAGCGACUAUGGCUGCACUACGCGAUGUACAAGCCGGUGCUGGUACCACGAUGAUGGAACCCGUGAUGAACGUGAUUAUCAGUGUCGACGAAGCGAGUCUCGGAUCUGUUGUGCAUGACAUCUCAUCUUCGCGAGGUGGACACAUCAUCUCGCUCGAUGAGGAAAUUCCUCUGGCUGGCACUGAUGCCUCACCUACGUCUCAAGCACUUGAGGAAGAGGCGCUGUCGCCUAUCGACACGAGCCGUGUAUAUGCUCCUCCGGAUCCAUUCGAGACGCAAUCCGUUGGUGUUGAGAUCCCUGCUUCUGUGACACGGCCGCGCACAAUCACGGCCAAGGUACCUUUGAAGGAGAUGGUUGGAUAUCUUAAGCAUUUGCGCAGUUUGACGGCUGGUCGAGGCACUUUUGUCAUGAGUGUCGACCGUUUCGAGAACAUGUCUUCUCAGAGGCAGAAGGCGGUACUUGCGGAGUUGAGAGGUGCAUUCUAA